AGCGCAGUGGUCGAUCGCUUGGCAACAACAGUUUGGCGGAUAAGGCUAAGAAGGAAAAAAUCGUGCGUCUCGCUGGAAACAAUGUUUGAUGUGUAGCUGGUGCGGACUCACGCUGCAGGCAACAGUUGAGAAAAUCUAUAAGGUCCUUACCGUCGAUGGCAAGGGUGUUAGGAAGUACGAGUGGAAUAAUAAAGAGGUAAAUAUGAUACUAUUGUUAUCGCUUUUGAGCGAUGAAAAAGAGCUUUGCUCGAUAACCCAGCUCGUUGAGGAGGGAGUAACGCCCCAAUAUUCCUUUGAAAUAACAUUUUUUUCCUGAUUCCUUCUUCAUCAUCUACGGCCUUCAUUUACCAUGCUGACCAUCAUUCCAC
Molecule: messenger RNA, 368 nt
Organism: Suillus subalutaceus
Lineage: Eukaryota; Fungi; Basidiomycota; Agaricomycetes; Boletales; Suillaceae
Exons: 2
Coding region: 89-316 (75 amino acids)
Source: RefSeq, a predicted model, not a curated record